AUGUCAGGACUCCGGAUGGUCGUGACUGCGGCCCUGGCAGGCCUUGUGCCUCUUUCGUGGGCACAGCAGUUUACCAAUACUACGAUGUUUACGGCGUAUGAAGGGCUGAGCACGGCGUGUCAAGAGGCCCUGGCAACCAAUGUCACUUGUUCGCCGACUUUAGGCCUUAUCUCCGAGAGUAAUGAAGUCAUGACAUCAGAUGAUGUCGCUGUAGUUUGUGUCGACGGUUGCUAUGCAUCUUUGGAAAGCGCCAGAACGGUUAUUGCAGCUGCGUGCACACUCGACACGGAUGUUAUUGUGACUGAUAGUGUCGCAUAUCCGGCUACCUUCAUCGUGGACAACUAUCUGUUUGCGUACCAAGUCUCCUGCAGGACGGACAGCUCGACGGGCGAGUACUGUGAUCCACAGAUCGUGUCAUGGUCCAACCAAACCCUAACCACGGAGCAGCAGUGCUCUGAUUGCUGGCUGGGUGGUCUUGCUCUGCAGCUAGGCAACCCCUUGGGCUACGAUGACAGCUUGGCAACAAAUUAUGCGUCGUUGAUUUCCAGCUGCAAUGCCACUGCGUAUAGUUAUACGACAUCCACACAGUAUGCGAUCAAUGCAACCGCAACUGCUACUCCGACGCCUGUCGCGCAGGCCCUGAAUGUGUCCACGUACAGUCUUCUGUACAACAACGGGCUUGAUAUCUACUGCCAGAAUUUCGCCGCUGCCGUUGACUCAAGCUUGUGUAUCCCGCCGCAAUGCAGCACUUACGUCUGGCAAUCGACGGACGAUUGUAACAGUGUUGUCAGGGAGCUCUCGGGUGUGACUGUUCCCCAGUUCUUGUCCUGGAAUCCGAACUUCAAUGCGCUUUGCCAGAACGCUGUGAAUUACGUUGGAUAUACGGUGUGCGUUGGCCCGCCAGCAGGAUACCUUAACCACACAACGGACAUGACAAGCAACUCGACUUCACCAACUAGUUUCACCACUGCCGCGGCUGUGCCAACGAACACUGUUAAUGGCACUAACACGAACUGCGGUGCAUGUCGUGUGUCCAUGGCUAACGGAAUCUCUCUCACGGACUUCUAUUUCCUGAACCCCGAAAUCGACGACGACUGCACGAACCUAAUCCUUGGCGAGGCUUAUUGUGUGGCGGCUGUGGAUUCCAUCACUACAUAUGUCAGCUAUCCCAUUACAACGCCUCUCUUCACAGUAACUUCGGCCACCUUUCCUUCUGUUGACACAUCAAUUCCCACAAAGACCAACGACCCAGGGUAUAUCUACGUCCCUACAUACCUUCCGACUGCGCCCGACACGCUCACGGACUGUGUGCAAUAUCGCGACUACUCCAGCACGACGUCCAAUUCCUGCAUUUAUAUUUCGUUUGCAUUCCAUGUCACCACUGACCAGCUGAUGGAGUGGAAUCCAAGUCUUUCAACCACUCUAAGCACCUGUGCCUUGCAGCCUGGCUACAGCUACUGUGUCUUGGAUAGUGAUGACUCCACAACCACGGACGACGAUUCCUUCACCUUCUGUCUGGGAAUCAAUGCUACAGAGUCAACCACCGUGUCAAACUGUAACUGCUUCACCCAAGUCUAUGGCUACAUGAGCGAUGAUUAUCCUUGUGCAGAUCUUGCAGGAGACGUCGACAUCACAGAAGCUCAAUUGCUGGCGUGGAACCCCUGGCACGCCGGCGACUGCGACACAGAACUUUUCGCAAACCUCGAUAAUACUGACACCCGCGCGAUUUGUAUCGGGAUCGACAGCUCUGCAACGCCUACUACCUCAACUACAGUAGCAGCUCCAACCCCAGCCGACACUAUUGCCGGCUGUUCGGAAUUCUACACCGUUGUCUCGGGAGAUGACUGUUCGAGCAUCCAAACCAAAUUCUCAAUCACCCUUGCAGAGUUAUACGCAUGGAACCCGAGCAUUGGCAGUACCUGUACGAACCUCUGGCUUGAAGAAGUGUACUGCGUCAAGGGUCCGGCGAUAGCAACGGCGACGACCACGACAACAAGCGCCGUUCCUACACAGACU
Molecule: messenger RNA, 2016 nt
Organism: Penicillium vulpinum
Lineage: Eukaryota; Fungi; Ascomycota; Eurotiomycetes; Eurotiales; Aspergillaceae
Product: LysM peptidoglycan-binding domain-containing protein
Exons: 10
Source: RefSeq, a predicted model, not a curated record